Schistocerca americana (American grasshopper) is the source of this 1424-nucleotide messenger RNA. RefSeq names its product sulfotransferase 1C4. Gene Ontology annotation, cellular component: cytoplasm. The record is from RefSeq and is a predicted model, not a curated record. NCBI's taxonomy places the organism in Eukaryota, Metazoa, Arthropoda, Insecta, Orthoptera, Acrididae. The transcript has 7 exons. Gene Ontology annotation, molecular function: sulfotransferase activity. Bases 303 to 1340 code for a protein of 345 amino acids. Gene Ontology annotation, biological process: sulfation.
UUUUACAUUUAAUGUGUACAUUUGUUAUGACAGAAUAUGAUGUCAGCAAACACAAAGAGAUAACAAUAGAGAGGAAAUAGGAGGAUGAGAGAAAGAGAAAUAUAAUCUUUGUUCUUAAGCAGGUCAGGCUCCUUCCCCACUUUCACCAACAAUGCUGCACAUCUCAGCAACUUCUCUGCUUUCUACAGGCACAGUAUAUAAGAACAGCUCAGUUACAAAGAACACUCAGUCAUCAGUGUGAUGGAAAGUUGGGUAGACUGUGCUGCAGUUGUUUAUAUCUCUUAAGGUCUUAAAUCCCCAAAAUGUCUACAGCAUUUCCAUUGUCUAUUAAAUAUGUGAGCCCGGAUAUAAACAAACAGUUAUUAGAAGAUUUUACAGGGGAAAGAACUGGUUUUGUGCAAGUAGGUGAUGACCAGUGGUUUUUCCCAAGCAAGUAUGCAUCUGAAGGAGUUAAUUUCUACAAUUUCAGUGUACGGAAAGAUGACACAUGGGUGGUAACAUUUCCUAGAUCAGGAACAACAUGGACACAAGAAUUAGUCUGGUUGAUAGCAAAUGAUCUUGACUAUGAUACAGCUACCAAAAUUCCUCUGAUUGACAGAUUUCCUUUCCUUGAAUUUAGCGUAUUUGUGCAUGAUGAAGUGAAGAAGGAGCUUCUUAAUCAGUCUGAAGGCAAUCCAGAAAAACAGGCCCUAAUAGAAAAACUCAGUAAGCCAGGAUAUGAAGUCCUUAGUGAAAUGCCUUCACCUCGCUUCAUCAAAACACAUUUUCCAUUUAGUCUCUUGCCACAAAAUCUUUUAGAAGAAGGAUGCAAGGUGAUCUAUGUUGCAAGAAAUCCAAAAGAUGUUGCUGUAUCCUUUUAUCAUCUAAAUAGACUCUUCCGUACACAAGGAUAUCGAGGGGAUUUUAAAAAGUACUGGGACUACUUUGAAAAAAAUCUCCAUCCAUGGACACCUUAUUGGACACAUGUCACUGAAGGAUGGAAGAGGAGGGAACACCCGAAUUUGCUGUUUUUGUUUUAUGAGGAAAUGAAUAAGGACAUUUCAGAAACUGUUGAAAGAGUGGCAGACUUUCUUGGGAAAUCUCUAACUGAUGAACAGGUAUCAGAGCUCACAUCAUAUCUGCAUAUAAAUAAUUUCCGUAAAAACACAGCAGUCAACAUGGAUCAGCUGAAAGACAUUGGACUGCUGCAGAAUGGAGAGCAGGAUUUUAUAAGGAAAGGUCAAAAUGGUUCGUGGAUUGAUGAGUUCACACCUGAGUUGGAUAAAAGGGCAAAUGAAUGGAUAAAAGAAAAUUUGAAACACACUGACCUCAGAUUUCCUGUAAAACUUGUAGAAGAAUAAACAUUAGAAUUUGUUUUGCUAAAUGGUGUCUCUUUUUACUCAAGUUGAAUGGAAUGUAGAAGACCAACAGGAACUACUUGUGAA